AUGCGAGCUGGGUUUCCAAUCAGAGCCCGGGACAAAGGUCGGCGACUGGUAGAACAACUCGUCCAUGUCCUCCAAAUUCAGCCCCUUGGUCUCCGGAAGGAAAGCCCAGAAGAAGAGCGUGUUGGUCAGAUUGCACACGAUGAAGAUGAUGUAGUACCGCCAUCCGAUCGCCGUCACUGCGAUGGGCGUGACCUGGCCGAUCAUCGUGUUGAAGGCGAACGACGUCAUGGCGCCCCAGGACACGCCCUUAAUGCGCAUCGCGGUGCCGAACAGCUCUGCCGGGAUCGCCCACGACAGCGGACCGCUGGUGACGAAGAAGACGAAGUUGAACACCCACGUCAUGACGAUAAACCCCCAGUGCGCGCCCGUGUUGGACGACGUCGUCGGGAAGAUCUUGAUGAGCGCGCAGUUCACUGCGAAUGUCACGCUCAUGAUGAUCCCGCCGUAGAUCUCCAUCAGCCGGCGUCCGACCGAGUCGAUGAUCAUGAUGCAGACUGUUGUCCCGAGGAACGCGAUGAUCGCGUUGACUGCGGACAGCAGCAGAGUCGUGCCCGUCGGGAUCCCGAUCUGGGCGAAGAUCUGCGGCGAGAAGUACUGGAUGGCGCUGAUGCCGGUCAUCUGGCAGCUGGCCUGGAUCAUCAUGACGAGGAUCGUGCGGCGGAGGUUGGGCCAGUCGCGAAAGAGAUAGAGAUAGGUUUUCUUCUUCUGAUGGUGUUCUUCAGCGAUCUGGGUCUUGAUGAGGUUGUAUUCCGCGAUGACGUAGGGAUCAUGGACGUUGCCGUGCGAGUGGAGUUGCGCCAGGUUCGACAGCCCUUUUUCCCACCCGUCGUGGUCGCACAGCCAUCGCGGGCUCUCGGGGAAGACGUACACAAAAGCACCCAAGAUGAUGGCUGGGAUGAUUUGGAUGGCAAGGGGGAUACGCCAUUCUCGACUAUCCCCGGAACUGUCCCAGGUCAUAUAGCAUCCGUAGCCUGUCCAGGUUGCAAAUAUCUGGCCAAGUGCGUUGAAGAGCUGCUGCAGGCUAGUAAUCUUGCCACGGAUGCGUCGAUGGCUAAUUUCAGCUUGAUGUACUGUGAGCAAGCCAACGCCAAUACCGGCAAUCAGUCUUCCAAGGUACAGCAUGGCGAUGACUACCCCUGCUGUCUGGAUGAUGCCGCCACAGACGAAAAUGCAGCAGGCCAUCAGAAUCGUCCCACGACGCCCCAGGCGGUCGGUGAAUCCGGCGCAGAGAGCGCCCACAAAGCAGCCACCAGUGAAGAGAGCGACUACCGUCCCAGACCGAGAAUCGGCAUCGGACUGCAGGAAGAGUGUCUUGAACGACCUGGAGGCGACCACUUCUGCGAUUACGCCCAGAUCAUAGCCGAAGAGGAAUGA
Molecule: messenger RNA, 1374 nt
Organism: Rasamsonia emersonii CBS 393.64
Lineage: Eukaryota; Fungi; Ascomycota; Eurotiomycetes; Eurotiales; Trichocomaceae
Exons: 2
Coding region: 1-1374 (457 amino acids)
Source: RefSeq, a predicted model, not a curated record